Rhododendron vialii is the source of this 1441-nucleotide messenger RNA. RefSeq names its product BURP domain-containing protein 3-like. Bases 401 to 841 code for a protein of 146 amino acids. The record is from RefSeq and is a predicted model, not a curated record. NCBI's taxonomy places the organism in Eukaryota, Viridiplantae, Streptophyta, Magnoliopsida, Ericales, Ericaceae. The transcript is spliced from 2 exons.
AGGAAGAACAUAGGAGUCGAAACUCAAAAGUAAAAAGGACAAAUGUAUGAAUGUAAUCGUACACAAGGAAAUAAUCUUAUAGAUGCAAUGAAAUGAUAUAAGUGAACCAACUUAUCUAUAAAUUGAAAUUGAAAAACCUCAACCCAUAAAACAAGGAAUUACUCUUUGAUACAAUGAAAUGAUACAAGUGAUAUGAACGGACUAAAAUUUCACAAAUCCAAGCAAAUUUAUAAAACCUUACAACAAUCCUUCCUUCGUAUAUGUAACAUAUGGUGUGCCAUGUAGAUAAAGAUGAUUGAUGAUGGUGUUUCUGGUGGCUUAGUUAGAUGGAGAUGGUACGAGGAAAGGACUUGCUGGCUUAGUCGUCGGGAUGGUUGGGUAAGAAGGAAUUGUUGUUGGGAUGGUGGGCAACGGUGGUAGAGUCACCUUAGGAACUGUAGGCAUGGUCGGCAAUGUUGGAAUCUGGGUGGUUGGCACAGACGGCAAUGUGGGCUUUGGCAAGGUUGGGACUGUUGGCACUGUCGGCAAAGGGGUGGUUGGCACGGACGGCAAUGUGGGCUUUGGCAAGGUUGGGACUGUUGGCAUUGUCGGCAAAGGGGUGGGCUUUGGCAAGGUUGGGACUGUUGGCAUUGUCGGCAAAGGGGUGGUUGGCACGGACGGCAAUGUGGGCUUUGGCAAGGUUGGGACUGCUGGCACUGUGGCAAUGGGCAUUGUGGGCAGUGGAGGCAAUGUGACUUUAGGUACAGAUGGAAUUGCUGUCUGCAGAAGGCUGCGAGCCGCAAGAGUCAUGUGGAUGCUUGAAAGUGAUGAUGCCAAGAUCAGAGUUAGAACCAGAUUAUAACGAAAGGCAGCCAUUGUUUGAUAGGAGUACGGGGUUUUUACUAAGUUUUUCUCAGAUGUGGAGACUAACAUGUAUCAGUGGGUAUUUAUAGGUAGAGAGAGGAGAAGAAUCAACAGAUUGGGCAAGACCAAUGUGAGUCUGAUGAGAUUUGGUUGGAAAAAGUGUGGAGAAACACUAGUUCGUUCACCUUCCAAAUAAUGAAAAUAAACUACUUUUUAAUCUCCAAUAUGGGCUAACUGAGGAACAUGUUGCCCAAUGACAUUGGGUGGGUGGCGCCCAAAAACCAUAUAGUAUGAUACAGUAUACGUCUGAGGAACAGGUUUAUAAAAUUAUCUUGUGGCACGAAAUCCUUCUAGAAGUAGCCUAGAUUUAGUGCAAACCAAAGUGUCAUCCUUAUACAUGCUGACGACAAUACUUGAAAUGUUCGUUUUUUCCCCUUUGUUUUGAAUAUUGGCUAAUGCAUGUGGACAAUCUAAAAGGAAUGAACCCCACUAUAGGGACCGAUAGUUUUUCUACCGAUGGAGUACCGACGGGCUUGCGAAGCCCACUCCGGAUGCCGCACGGACGAUCCGAGCCGUUCAAUAAUUUUAAAUGAGAAAA